Ceratotherium simum simum (southern white rhinoceros) is the source of this 1175-nucleotide messenger RNA. Lineage: Eukaryota; Metazoa; Chordata; Mammalia; Perissodactyla; Rhinocerotidae. The record is from RefSeq and is a predicted model, not a curated record.
UUCUCUCUCUCUGGAAUGAAGGAUAAAAGUCAAGGAACAACUGAAGAUCCUUAGGGAAAUGAGAAUGCCUGGAAGCGGGAUGGAAACGGAGGGAAAGCUGGAGUCAGACUUUCCAGGAAAAGGCUCUUAUUCCUGGAUUUUUGAAGGAAAGGGAACUAGGUGAACUAGUUGCCAGGACAACCUGCUGUUGGUGGGGGGCGGUUGGGGCAAGGAAAUGGGAGAACUGUGGUUGCUCCUGCUCCUGCCCCUGACCGCCUUCCACGGGGUCAAAGGCUGUUUAGAAUGUGACCCCAAAUUCAUAGAGGAUAUUAGCUCCUUGCUGGCAAAUCUGCUACCCUCAGAAGUCCCUGGCCGAACUCAUCUGCUUGAACGGCAGAUUAAGGAGAUGACCCGUUUAAGUUUCAAGGUCUCCCACAGGGACAAGAUGCUUCGGGUGUUGGCUGUUCAAAAGGUUGUCAAGUUGAGAACAUGGCUGAAGGAUGAACUUUAUAAACUGGGCAAUGAAACAUGGAAAGGUGCCUUUAUCCUUCAAGGGAAGCUUCUCGAUGUCCGCCAAAACCUGGAAUCCACACUGAAAGAAAUAUUAAAGAACUUCUCUGAAGUUGCUUGUUCUGAAGAUUGUGUCGUAACUGAAGGUCCUAUUCUGGAUUGUUGGACCUGUCUUCGCCUCACCACCCGGUGCUUCAGAGGAGAGUAUUGUGGAGAAGAGGAUUCAACGAAAGCCGAGAAUCGAGAAAUUGCACUAUUUCUGAUAUUGCUAGCAGAAGCUGUAAUAUUGGGAAGUGCUUUGUUACUAUUCUAUAUUUGUGUCUCUCAUCAGAGGAAAAUGAAGGCAAUACGAAGGUCAUUAAAGAAAUAUUUGGAGAAGAAACUUGAAGAAUUAAUGGGGAUGAUAGAUGAGAAGGAGGAGAAGGAAGAUUUUGGAAUCAGAAAAUAAAUACAUAGACACAGACAGGAGGUCUUUCAUAAUUCUCUAAAGUGUUGACUCAGAGUAGAAAACCGGAAAUUAAACUCUUUUGUGGUCAUAAAGUCAUAGUAUUUUAAAACUGAAACAGAACUUUCUGUAGUAAAAAUCCUUAUUGACAUCCUGAAGCAAUGGAAGCAAUGAGAGGGCAUAUGAUUCACCACAAGUUGUACGGAAAGUAAUGCUGGUGUGUUGCAAUGCACAUAAAAGA